ACGCCCAGACAGUCAACGGGGGGGAAGACGAGGAUCUCCAAUGGAACCAAACCAUGUCCACAGCUGAGGAGGUGUUCCUCUCUGGACUUCCCUCAAGGACACGAUAUGUUGUCAGGGUCAUCUGUGAUUGUGGAUCAGCCGGCAGAAGCAAAGAAAGCGUCUCUGUUCGUGUCCUCACAACUUCACGUGAAUUUGCACGUCUUGCAGAACACCUGAAACAUAUCAGCAGACGGAUGAAUUCUAAAUCUCCCUCAGUUUACCAAUUGCCUCUGACAGAAGAAGAUAUGGAGAUCGAUGGAUGCCGCAAAUAUGACUUUGGCAAAGAAACCUCGAGGCCAAAUCGCACAAUAAUGCUUCUCGGAGCCACCGGAGCAGGAAAGACGACCCUCAUCAACGGGAUGAUCAACUACAUCGUUGGUGUGGAGUGGAAGGACACGUUCAGAUUCCAGAUAGUCUGUGAGGAUCAAACAAGAUCACAAGCUCACAGCCAGACUUCUGAAGUCACUGUGUACAGAGUCCACCACCAGGAGGGGUUCCAGAUCCCGUUCACGCUGACGGUCGUGGACACGCCAGGCUUUGGGGGUGUGAAAGGCAUCGCAAGAGACCGGGAGAUCACAGAGCAAAUCCGGAGACUGUUCACCUCCGUGAAUGGAGUCGGUGAGAUUGAUGCGGUGUGUUUUGUGACUCAGGCCUCUCUUGCACGACUAUCCGCAACACAGCGGUUUGUGUUUGAUUCGGUGCUCUCCAUCUUUGGCAAAGAUGUGGAAGAGAACAUUGAGAUGCUGGUGACUUUUGCAGAUGGAAAGCAGCCACCGGUUCUGGAAGCAGUUAACGCCUCUGAGAUCCAAUGUCCCAAAAACGACUUUGGGCUCCCGGUUCAUUUCAAGUUCAACAACUCUGCAUGGUUUGCACACAAGAGGGGCAGCGGCAGGGGCAGCGGCAGGGACGGGGGCAGCGGCGGAGGCGGUGGCAGGGGCGGCGGUGGCAGCGGCGGGGGCGGCAGGGGCAGGGGCAGCGGCAGGGAUGGGGGCAGCGACGGGGGCGGCGGCAGCAGGGGCAGUGGCGGGGGCAGUGCCAGGGGCGGCAGGGGCAGCGGGGGUGGGGCGGUGGCGGCAGCGGCGGGGCAGGGAUGGGGGCAGCAGCGGCAGGGGCAGCAGCAGGGGCAGGGGCAGCGGCGGGGGGGGCGGUGGCGGCGCGGCGGGGUAGCGGCGGUGGCGGCGGCAGGGGCAGUGGCGGCGGUGGCGGCGGCGGCGAUCCACUUUAUAUCUGGUCAGUACAGCCUGAACACCGAAGUGAGUCAGACUUAG
Messenger RNA from Pseudoliparis swirei, 1307 nucleotides. RefSeq lists its product as uncharacterized. The transcript has 2 exons. The record is from RefSeq and is a predicted model, not a curated record. Lineage: Eukaryota; Metazoa; Chordata; Actinopteri; Perciformes; Liparidae. The coding region runs from base 54 to 1307 and encodes 417 amino acids. Gene Ontology annotation, molecular function: GTP binding.